AUGUUCGACGUCAACCGCGGGACCGCCGGCAUGCUAACACACGGCCGUAUUGAUCCCGGAUCUCGGGAGCAGAACGAACGCGAGUCACUGGAGCAGGAGCGGAACACUUGGUUCGCCACCUUGGACAGAAACAGGCUGCAGUUCAAGGAGGCAAGAGAACGUAUUAGGGCCGCCUGCGAUCGCGCGCAGCAGAGCGUUCGAAUCGACCUGGCAAACCAGGCCCAAUUCAUCAGCCGUCAGGUGUUGCCCUCAGAUGUCGUCGAACUAUUAUGCCGUUAUCAACGCGAGAUCUGGCAGGGACGCCUCGAACAGAUCCAACUGGAUCGCGACCGGUCAUUAGAAGCUGUCGAUUGCCAGGAGAGGGAGGUGUUCUUACACCAUCAUCGCCGGUUCCCGUUAUCAAGCAAGAUCAUGCCGAUAGUGGGCUUUGGGUCGGGCGAAGGCACGCCGGAACGCGAAACAUCCGUCCAAGCAACAGGUCGGGCGAGCGACCUUCAGCUGAGGGGAGGGCCUGACCAUGUCGCAUCUGACGAUGUUGCAUCCGAUGAUGUCGCAUCCGACGAUGUCAUCGCGCCCAAGACACACUCGCUUCCUCCCGCGGUUAGAGGGCUGACCAUCAGACCGCUGGCCGUUGUAUGUCCAAACCCUGCUGAGGACGGCGCUCAGCGUCCCCCGCAUGGUCCGCUAGGGACAUCUGCUGUCACAUUGAGAGCGUCCAACGAAGGCGUACCUGGUCCCGUCGUCGUGUUGCCAUCGCAGCAGGCUCAGCGGGCCUAUCAGAGUCCUUACCGUGACAGACACGGUUUCGCGUGCCGAGGCCACGAGAAGGGAUCAACCGGCCUUGUUGGCAGUACACCAAAAACGCCAGAAGGGUUGGCUGGGCAGUGUGGGCGGAGUGCGACGAGGCGCAGACAGCCUUCAGCCGCGAAUCUCGGGCCGAAGCGCCCGCGACUCACCACCGGUCAAAAGGCCGAAGCUCGAACGACCACUAUCGACGAGGUUCGACGCCAUAAUGCCUCUGGGGCCAAGAGCGUAAUCAUAAAAUUUAACGGACUCUUCUACAUCAUCAGGUACGUUCCCUACAAGCCGGCGGCUGAUAUGGCGGAACCAGGUCUGACGGGAAUAUUGACGCGUGAUAGGUGCGACGAACACAGCAUUCGCUUCAGACAACAUGUCCUAGCCGAGGCUGCAAGGCAUUUACAAGGGGCGUGCCACGGAUAUCCCACGGUCACAAACAGGCUCAUUGUCCAAAUGUUCGGCGUUCGUGUCACCGACUGCACCGAUGCCCUUGCGUUGAUGAACAACGCCUGCGUGACAGAAGUCCCAGCCAGCGGAUAUAAGCCGACCAACUGGGCCAGAGGCUACGCACGUCGCCGGAAGUUUGUCCAGUACGUGCCCAGAGCCAUAUCAGUCCCCCACGCCUGGCGGGCCGCAGAGGAAGAGGAGUCCCCAUAA
Molecule: messenger RNA, 1455 nt
Organism: Colletotrichum aenigma
Lineage: Eukaryota; Fungi; Ascomycota; Sordariomycetes; Glomerellales; Glomerellaceae
Exons: 1
Coding region: 1-1455 (484 amino acids)
Source: RefSeq, a predicted model, not a curated record